AUGGCGCAAGGAAAUGAAAGCGGCAAAGAGUUUGCCUUGUACUACUUAAGUAGAACUCUAACGGAGAAUGAAUUGAGAUACUCCCCGGUGGAGAAAAUUUGUUUGGCACUAUUCUAUGCGAUUAAGAAACUGAGGCAUUACGUCAAAACAUACUCCAUACGACUCAUUUCACGUGCCGAUCCCGUCAAAUUUGUGAUUUCAAAGCCAGUGUUAUCAGGAAGAUUAGCAAAGUGGUCUAUCAUGUUCAAUCAAUACGAGAUCACGUAUGUGCCUCAAAAAUCUGUUGAAGGGCAGGCACUAGCUAAUUUUCUAGCCGACCACCCUAUUCCGACAGAGUGGGAGUUAUCCGAUGACCUUCCUGAUAAAGACAUUUUCUUUAUCGAAGUUCUUCCGGCAUGGGAAAUGUUCUUUGAUGGGGCCUCCCGGUCUGAUGGAUCGGGGGCAAGAGUUGUUUUUGUGUCACCCGAGAAACAAGUUUUGACAUACUCGGUGGUACUGGGCGAGCUCUGCUCCAAUAAUGUGGUCGAGUACCAAGCUUUGAUCAUAGGUCUCGAAAUGGCUUUAGAAAUGAAUAUUACGGAAAUUGAAAUUUAUGGUGACUCAAAAUUGAUUUUUAACCAACUUUUGAAAGUAUACGAGGUUAGGAAAGAAGAACUUAUUCCUUUAUGUCAACACACUUCGGACUUGGUAGCGAAGUUUGAAAAGGUCGUGUUAAAUCACAUUCCAAGGAAAGAUAAUAGGAAGGCCGAUGCGCUAGCUAAUCUAGCAACCAUUUUAGCUUUGUCGGAAGGAGAGACAACAAGUGUUCCCAUGUGUAAUCGUUGGAUUGUACCAUCAUUCGUUGAAGUUAGUCAUGAAGAGCUAACGCAACACAACUCCUCAAUGUAUAAUGCGGCUGCGAAUGGUCUAGUAGAGGCGUUCAACAAAACUUUGUGCAAUCUUUUGAAGAAAGUGGUCUCAAAGUCAAAGAAAGAUUGGCACGAGAGGGUCGGGGAAGCUUUAUGGGCGUAUAGGACGACAUAUCGGACUGCCACUCAAGCCACUCCGUAUUCCUUAGUAUAUGGGCUAGAAGCUAUCCUCUCACUUGGAAGUCAAAUACCUUCGCUUCGUAUUGCUAUACAAGAAGGACUAACCGCCGAAGAUAAUGCUCGUCUUAGACUUGAGGAGCUGGAGGCGCUAGAUGAGAAGAGAUUAGAAGCUCAGCAACAACUUGAAUGCUAUCAAGCCCGCAUGUCUAAAGAAUUCAAUAAAAAGGUCCGCCCUCGAUCAUUUCAAGUUGGAGAUUUGGUUCUGGCAGUAAGAAGGCCAAUUACCCUCACCCAGCGAAUGGGGAACAAAUUCGCGUCUAAAUGGGACGGCCCCUAUGUAGUGAAGGAAGCUUACACAAGCGGCGCUUACAAGUUGGUGGACAAUGAUGGAUUACAAAUUGGCCCCAUAAAUGGCAAAUACUUGAAGCGUUACUAUCCUUGA
This is a messenger RNA of Erythranthe guttata (spotted monkey flower), 1470 nucleotides long. Lineage: Eukaryota; Viridiplantae; Streptophyta; Magnoliopsida; Lamiales; Phrymaceae. The record is from RefSeq and is a predicted model, not a curated record.